AUGUUUGGAGAUCGUCAGCUGUCUGUCAUUAGUCCAGCUACCAGGGAUAAGGAAGUCUUCAAAUGGAUCCCCUGCAGGCCAGGGGAAAUCAAGGAUGAGAACUCAGAAAUUGUUGACGUUAUUAGUUGGGUAGUGUCUGAUGUCAAAGAAAUGUCCGAAAAUCCAGCACUGGUUGAGCUUCUCAAGGAAACGGACAGGAGCUCCUAUGAUGAUGUAUCGAAACUUUGUGAUGUGUACAAUAAAGCUAUCAUAGAUCUUUGGGACAUGUGGAUUGAGGAAAAUACUGUCCCUGAAUUUUUCAACCGAAAAGCUUCUCGUGGUCAUGUUCAGUUCAUUCUUCUUCAAUGUUAUAAUCGAGCUGUAUCAGAUCCGGAUAAACUGAAUCAAUAUCCACCUUUUUCGCCUCAAGUGUAUGGGGAGACUUCCUUCGAACUUAUUUCACAGAUGAUCGACACGAUCGCAGUUACUAGUGACGACGUAUUUAUCGAUCUUGGGAGUGGUGUUGGUCAGGUUGUCCUUCAAGUAUGUGCCUCUACUGAUGCGAAAUUUUGUUACGGAAUUGAAAAGGCUGAAUAUCCCGCUAACUGCGCAUCGCGUCUUGACUCAACUUUCCGUCACUGGAUGAGCUUUUACGGAAAGUCUUAUCGACCCUACACGUUGGAACGCGGAGAUUUUCUAUCAGCGGAGUACCAAGAGAAAAUAACAAAUGCUGGCGUCCUUUUUGCAAACAACUUUGCCUUUGGUCCAGAGGUGGAUCACCAGCUAAAGCAAAGGUUUGCUAACCUUAAAGAAGGUGCCCGGAUAAUCUCUUCAAAGGCUUUCUGUCCUUUAAAUUUCCGAAUCACCGAUAGGAAUCUCGGAGAUAUUGGAUCAAUCAUGCGUGUGAGCUGUUUAAACCCAAUCCAAGAUGCAGUUUCAUGGACUGACAAACCAUUUAGCUAUUAUGUUCAUACAAUUGAUCGUUCGCUGUUAGAACAAUACUUUGCUCGUUUAAAAAAUCCGAAAUCUAAAAAUGAAAAUCGAACCGUUCGUCGCGAUCGUAAGGGUCGUGUAAUUUCUGAGGCAACUAUACAAGAAGGUUCAAUCCAGUUAACACUAAAUGCUAGCGAUAACAAUCAACAUAACACAAAUGGUAACGUCAGUCAUAAAGCUAAGAGGUCAUCAACUAUCAUAAAACAUCGUUCGAGUACUUCCCGGUGCUUACCAAAUAGGUCAGCAUCUCUACCUGCAGUAACAGCUAGUUCUCCUUCAGAGUUGAUCUCUGUUAAAGGAAGAAAGCUGAGUUCACAAAAUUAUUUAUCAAAGAAUGAAACUAUUAGUCGCCAAAUCACUAAUGGAUCCAUGGUUGUGCAUAGAAUAAAACAAUGUGAAUCACCACAUUUACAAUCAGAAUUUAAGCGUUCUCAUGUUCACCAUAAAGACAAUCAGUCACCUCUUGAUAUCUUCACACUAUCUAAGGAUACUAGUAAUGCAUGUCUAGUUGAAUCUCACGUUGAUACACAACUAGCGUCAUUAACUUCAGGUGGACCGAUAGCCUGUGGUAAUAAUGAAGACGGGAAACAGUUUCGUAAAGUUAUUCGACAUUUGUUAGAUGAUCCUAGCGAAUCUCACUCAUUAUCCAAGUCAGAUAAUAUCAAACAGAGUGUACGUCGUAAAAGCAAAACAAUUGAAAAUGAUAACAAGUUAACAUUUAAUUAUCCAAUUAUUGAUGAUUACUUAAGUUUACAUUCAUCAUCAUGUCACGAUCAGCGCGAUAGUCGAAAUUCUUCGUCAUCACCGUAUGUUUCUUCAUUAUCGUCGGCUAAUCGAUCUCCGAAUUCUCAAAUCGAUGAAAUCACUUCUUUGAAUAGCUUGACAAAACGUUCUGAUCUGGAAUUAAAAUCAGUUCAAUCACCUGAUCUUUCUAUUUUCCCAGAAAAUAAACUAGAUAAGGAUAAACAUGAGGAUUCUUUUCAUAUACGUAUUAAAUUCAAAAUAUCUAAUUCACCAAGUGGUCAAAACCAUCCAGUCAGUGUUAAAAUCAAACCUCCAUGUAAUGGUGAUAACACGCCCAAUAGAUUAAGUAAUCCUGAAAACUCCAAUGACACAUGCGAUACUGAUGUCAUAAAUAAGGACCAUCCUAAUAGCGUAGCUAAUCGUCGUAUACUUCGUAAAUGUCGACAAAUGUUAAGUGAUGAUUCAUCAUCAUUAAAUGUUACAAAUUUUAAAAAUUCAAACAAUCGAACAAUAGCCUUGCGAAAACGAAUGCAAAAUCACUUUAUGGAUUCGGGAAACCGUAAUAAAUCUCCAUCAGUGCAUUCUAAUUCUUGCAAAACGAAUAACAAAUUAAAAUAUACACGUAGAUAUUCACUUGAUAAAUUAAGUCACAAUAUGAAUGUUUUACACGAUUACACUGUAACACAUGUGCAAUCCCAACUAACACCAACUCAGUUUGGAUUGAAUGACAAAAGAUUUCCUACAUACACAUGUCAUUACCAACCUGUGGAUGUGUAUACAGAAAGCAGUGCAACCCAAUUGAGUGACUCAAACUUGUCUGAUCCUCAUACAGGAUAUAAUAAAGCACCGGUACCGUUCGCACUUACACAAUAUUUGGAAUUGACUAAACAAGCAUUUAUGGACCAUUUUGCCAUGCUACAUUCCCCCGCCUACGCAUCAACAAUUCAAUCAGAACUUGAACGCGAACACAAUCGACAAGCUGAGUUAUUAAAACACACAAAAUUUUUGGAACAGUCUAUCGCUAAAUUGCAUUCAGAUGGGACAGAUUUAUUAAAUCGGUUCACAAAACGCCUAGGUAUCCUAAUCACCACACCGGCUGCAUUUUUCUCUCAAGCUCGAAGGUUAAUCAAACAGCAUCAUGUUUUGGAGGAGAAGAUUGCUGAAUUUCGAAGGCAGAUAUCACUACUAUCAUCUGCCAAUCAAGAAUUAGUGAGACGUCACCAUAUUGAGGCUGCACGUCUUUUAGCCACUGCAACAGCGAUUAAAUCAGAUAAUUCAUUUCAAAAUCAACAUCCUACAUUGAAUAAGUUAAUCUGCUCUGGAAACGAUGUUAAAGUAACUGAAAUAAAUAAAAAUGGAUUUCAUUAUAAUUCUGACAAUAUGUUACCAUCUUCCACUUCUUCUGAAUCAAAUUAUCGAAAUGCUAUUUCGCUGAACUCAGUAGUGAUACCACCACCACCAUCGUUAACUAAAGUUUCUCAUAAUACACUAAACUGCAAUAAAUUCGGAAUCCCUUCAAUUGUCACUUCAGAUAACUUAGUAUCCGCUCAUGAAAUGAAUCAACAGCAUUCACUGAAUCCUAUAAAAUCUUCAAAUAUCAAGCUUAGAACAUCAAACGGUGCACCUUCAGUUUUGCGUAAUAAUACUGAUGUUCAUAAAUUUGCACCGGUAUUAAUAAAAACUGUGAAUACAAGUAACCAUUCUGCCGUUUCAGUUCACACUACCAAUAAUAAGGCAGAUCGCGAUCAUAAAGUUAUUACUGAUAAUAGUAAUAAUCAUAACAACACUAAUAAUACCACUAAUAACUGCACUAAUCAUAGAAUUGAUAAACAUAUGAAUAUACCUCCUCCACCACCUUUACUCCCUAUGCACAUUCAUUCGGAUGUUUAUGUGGAUGGUGUAUUAUCAUCCGCUAAAUCUCCCACCGAUUUCAACAAACAUAAGUAUUUUAAUAGUAAUAAUAAUCCUUCAUUACUCACCGAACUGAAUCGUUCAUUUAUUACAUGUAGAACCGAUUAUGAUAUGUCACUUAUUCAAUCAAAUUAUCGUUCUCAUACCAAAUCAAUGCAUGCUUCUCUCCAAGAUUUAAUUCUUGAUGAGUUCUCUCGUGAAACACCAUGUAUUUCGGUGAGUAAUUGUCCUACUGUUACUAAAACUAAUAAAAACAGAAAUGUUUACAGUAUGUCAGAUUCUUCAUAUAGUUGUCAAUACGAGGAUAAUCCGGAUCCCCUUUUUCAACGUCACAACCACCACAAUCAUAAUCAUAAAAUUCUUCAUCCUAAUUACAUAGAUUACAGUCACCAAUUGAAUUUACCACCACGUAAACGACACUGGGAUUCAUCUAACUACAAUCCUACAACUACUAAUAAUUAUGGUGAAGAGUGCGAACCCCCCAAAUUGUCUCGUGAGUGUAAGAGUACAGACAUGGAGACCUAGCUUUAGCCACUGCUAAUACUGCAUAUAAUACUAAUAGUUCUAACCUUUCUUAAAUAUUCAAGUGUAAAUUUGGUGUCCAUCGUCACUUCUUUUAUUGGUUUUAUAUCAUAUUUUCACUACACUCUCUCUAUUCAAAACUGUCAAAAUUGUUUACUUGCUUUAAAACUGUGUAUUUUCUUUUUGAAAUUACUUGUUUUCUCUUCUACAAUCUUGGUAAGAAAACGAAGUUACCGCUACAACUGUGAAAUUUAAUGUGCAUUGUUACCGUUCAAUCAUUAUUUAAUCUAAUUUCACACGUCAAUAACACAUAUCUAUAUUUAUGUCUGUAAAUACGUCUAUGGUUCUUUUACGCACAUUUUUCAUAUGAUUAGAAAUGAAAUUCCUUACCAUUUGUUUUUUCACAUACUUAUUUUCAAGAAAUCAUGUAAUACAUUUUUUUAAAAUCUUAGGCAAUUAUAUUUCUCUAGAUAUAAUAAUAAGAAAGCUGUCCAUGUAUUGCUUACCAUAAUUUAGUCUUUAUAACGAAAUGUUUCAAAGAACAUGUAUGUAUGUACUUACGUGAAUAUAACAGAUAAUCACACUACUGUUAUCAUAAUUAUGCACAUUUCUGUUUUAAAUGUGUCUUUCUCAUAUCACCAUUGCUUUGAAUUUCCAUUUCUUGAGUGUGUACACAAGUAAAAGGAUGUUUCAGAAUGUCCAGUGUAAACUUUCACAGUGCAUCGGCUUAUUCAUUAAGAGAACAUACGUUGCCAGGUUAUUUGUUAUAUUACGUUUUUUUAUCUUCUAGAAUUUUUUCGAGAUUGUUACUACUUACUUUUCACUGAGAUAUAUUGUUUUUGCAUCUAGAUGAUACAUUUAACGGUAGUUAACGUUGUCUUGAUACCUACACAGCUUUAAAAAGUGUUCCUAUUGUUGUCCAGAUAUUUAACUUCUCAUCCAGGUCUACUAGUUUAUAUUUCUUACUAACAAUUUUUGGGAAUCAAAUAGGUUUAUCUCUGCGUAUAUUUCAGUUACCUUGUAAAUAAGGUGUUAUCAAUGUCAUCUUAGUGGACAUUUAUGUGGUGAUUAUAUCUGUUGGUGUUAUUGUUACAGUGGUAAUGAUUAUGUCUAUUUGAUAUUCAAACUUUUGUAAGUUCUUGUUCUCUGGAAGUUUUUCUAUUCUCAAUGGACUAAAAGUUGGUGGGAUCAUAUGCGUGUCUGGUUUUGCCCAUCAUUGAAACUGGUUACUAUUCAUUUCGGAAUGAACGGAUACAUAUUAUUUUCUGUAUCUUCAGUUUGUAGACUUGGAAAUUUUCCUAACAAUUUGUACUACUAUUACUUUUUAUUAUCAUCUAAUUGUGAGGAUUGAAAUUUUAUUAUGUAUGUCAAUUAUGCUGAUGAAUUUUGAUAAGUAAUUUCUUGUUUUCUUACUGCCACGUUCCUAAUAUCUUGAAAGAGAAAAUAUAAAAGCCGUUUUGUAUAUUG
This is a messenger RNA of Schistosoma guineensis, 5616 nucleotides long. The record is from the annotation of a GenBank genome assembly. Lineage: Eukaryota; Metazoa; Platyhelminthes; Trematoda; Strigeidida; Schistosomatidae.